AUGAUGCGUCACCUCCACGAUGGCAUGAUGGCGCGGGUCACGGAGAAUGGAGCUGCCUCAGAGGCAUUCGCAAUGACCAACGAAUUGAGGCAGGGCUGCGUCCUUGCGCCUACCCCCUUCAGUCUCAUGCUCUCUGCCAUGAUAACUGACGUCUGCCGAGACGAACACCCUGGGAUCCGCAUCGCCUACAGGACCGACGACCACCUCCUCAAUUAG
Spirometra erinaceieuropaei is the source of this 216-nucleotide messenger RNA. Lineage: Eukaryota; Metazoa; Platyhelminthes; Cestoda; Diphyllobothriidea; Diphyllobothriidae. The record is from the annotation of a GenBank genome assembly.